This is a messenger RNA of Paramecium sonneborni, 339 nucleotides long. The record is from the annotation of a GenBank genome assembly. NCBI's taxonomy places the organism in Eukaryota, Ciliophora, Oligohymenophorea, Peniculida, Parameciidae.
AAGUGAAGCUUUGUUGAGAUUAUUAGAGAGAGAUGAGUCUUAAAAAUUUUGUUGUUGAUAGAGAUACUGCUGCUUUAAAAUUUAUUAAAUUUUCAAUAAGGUAAUUUUUAUAAAUAAUUUAAGGACCAUUUUCAUAAUAUUCCAAUCUUGUGAUCCACUUAGGUUCGAAUCUUGAUAAUGAUGUUAAUAUUGAUCCUCAAAACCAGCAUGAUAAUUUCCUUAUUGAUUCAGGUCUAAUUGAUUUUAAAUCUUUUGUUAAUCUUUCAGGGAAUCUUGAUAAUAAUGUAUUACCUCCUGAUAAUAAAAUAUUACUAUAAUUAAGAUAAAAUAAAUAAUUCU